UCUCCGAACCACAGCUUGUAUCGCCUCAACUUCGUCGUCUCCGUUUCGUCACCAUUCCAUUGAUAAACUUUUGAUCGUUACGGGAUUGGCAUCAUGGACUCGUUAGUAGCGCAAUACUCUCGACCUGCUUUCCACAAUGAAGGAUACUCGCAAGAGGAGCAGCAGGAGCUUUCGCAGACAAUGCCUGGCGACAUCUCGCUGAAGUUCGCUUUGCCUCCGGUAGCACAGCCGCACGCCUGGCUCCGAGCUCAGACCGAUGACCAUGCGAACCCAAGCUGCCCGAUCAAGCUUGCCCACGGUACGACAACGCUGGCAUUCAGAUUCCAAGGAGGAAUUAUCGUUGCAACAGACUCGAGAGCUACAGCAGGUGACUGGAUUGCCAGUCAGACAGUGAAGAAGGUUAUUGAGAUUAACAACUGCCUGCUGGGUACUAUGGCCGGAGGUGCAGCGGACUGCCAGUACUGGCUUGCAUACCUAGGAAUGCAGUGUCGAUUGCACGAGCUUCGACACAAGCGCCGUAUCACCGUCGCAGCUGCUUCAAAGAUUCUCGCCAACCUGGUCUACUCUUAUAAGGGCUAUGGUUUGAGUAUGGGAACCAUGUGCGCAGGUGUCACUCCUCAGGAAGGUCCUGCGCUCUACUACAUUGACUCCGACGGUACCAGAUUGGCCGGCAACUUAUUCUGUGUCGGAUCCGGUCAGACGUUUGCCUAUGGUGUUCUGGAUGCCGAAUACAAAUACGAUUUGAGUGAAGAGGAUGCGCUUGAGCUUGGCCGGAGAAGUAUUCUCGCGGCUACGCACAGAGACGCGUACUCCGGAGGAUACAUUAACUUGUACCACGUCAAAGAAGACGGUUGGGUCAAGCAUGGCUUUAAUGACACCAACCCCAUCUUCUGGAAGACCAAGUUAGAAAAGGGCGAAUUCUCAAACGUUACUUCGGAGUUGGUUUAAUCACGGAAAGUGGGAAUGGGACUUUCAUUUCAAAUUAGAAUCAAAGAAUAAGCAAGCGGCUCGAGCUUAUGGCAUACUCGAGGGGGUUGUCUAUCUCACUUUGUGGAGACUGCGUGUACCUUUAUACGUUUUUGCUUUUUUCUCCCUCUUUCAUAUUUAUCUCUUUUCCUAUUUUCCAUUUUCGAUUUCAUCUUACCGCCAUCCUACCUCUCCUCGUCCCGCUUUUCCUCAAUUACAUAGGUAAUCAUCCCUGAAUAUUACGAAUGAAUAGUGUACGAUUUAAGAGCUUGCACGGUGUUGUAAUGCCAUAUCAAUGUUAUAUUUAGUUGUUGUCUGAAAUUCUUUUGCACAAUAAAUUUCAAGGUGCUGUGGAACGGUAUGUCAACAGAGAAAAGCCAUGGUCAGGGUUUAUACAGGGAGUAUGAUGCACCAUCUUGGAUCAGAGCAAAUUGGGAGAACUGCAGUGUGUGCAAAGAUGAUAUUCAAUGCAGAAUGUGUGG
This is a messenger RNA of Xylona heveae TC161, 1448 nucleotides long. Its product is annotated as proteasome-domain-containing protein. Bases 94 to 948 code for a protein of 284 amino acids. NCBI's taxonomy places the organism in Eukaryota, Fungi, Ascomycota, Xylonomycetes, Xylonales, Xylonaceae. The transcript has 5 exons. The record is from RefSeq and is a predicted model, not a curated record. Gene Ontology annotation, molecular function: threonine-type endopeptidase activity. Gene Ontology annotation, cellular component: proteasome core complex.